UCAGUCUGACAAGAACAAUAGGCAGCGAGGACGCGGCUGGCCUUGGUCGACAUCAAAUCUGCGGUUGAACCGUAAACACAAAGAACCUCACCCUGGGUCCGCUCCAAGAGGAGAGAGAUCCGCAGGUUGCCUGACUCUUCGAGAUGCAGGAAGGCCAGGACGGUAUGACAAGAUCAUUAACUCUACGCGCCUUUGUGCUCUUGACGAUAUCAUUGACAAGGUAUUCUCAUGUUGCAGGUGACGAAAUUGAGAUUCUUGGCUACGGUGUAAGACCCAUAAGGAAUUUUAGGAAUGGACCACCCAACGGCGUUAUGGAUGAACCCCCAGGAAAUAUGGAAUUCACCGGAGGAGGUGGUGGAAGUUCAUCCGAGAACUCCGAAUUUGGAAUGCGCAAUGGUCCAGGUGGUGGCCCCGGAAUGAAUGGUCCGCCAAAUAUGGGCGCUCCCAUGGGCCCCGGUGCUCCCCCAGGAAGACCAUGGAGUGGCGGCAUGGGAGGUGGCAGUGGUGAAGCUGGCCUACCUGAAUUUACCGGAGGCUCGAGUGGCUCCGAAUCGGGCCGAAGUGGUGGUGGUAUGGAAGGUGAAGGCGCUGGAGGUUUUCCCGGUGAAGGCUCGGAUGGCGCAUAUGGGUCAGGUGGUGGUGGUUUCGGAGGACCUGGAGGAUCACCAGGCCCAGAAGAUGGUUCACGGGGUGGCAUCAGCGGAAGAGCUGGGCAGCCUUCGGAAACAAUGUUUCGGGGUUUGAGUGGCAUGGGCAGCGACUUCGGCAGUGGUCGGUUUCGGUGGAGCUGGUAUGAGCGGUGGUCGUUUUGGCAGUGCCGGUUUCGGUGGACGCGGAGGCGAAGGAAAUUCAGCAGAGGAAGGAACUGGCGGAUCACCAACAGGUCCACGAGUUGGUUCAGGGGUUGGCGUCGGCGGAGAGGGUGGCUUCAGCGGAGAAGCUGGGCUUCCUUCAAGAACAAAUUUUCGUGGACUUGGUGGCAGCGGCUUUGGUGCCGGUGGUAACGGUGGAGGUGGUUUCAGUGAAGGUCGUCUCGGCAGUGGUGAAUAUGGCGGUGGCUUCAGCAGAACCACUUCAAAUGGUGGUUAUGGGGGGGCCAGUACACCUUCGCGGGCAUCCCCAUCGCCAGGGAUACCAGAACGACCAUCAGGAAGAGUCAGCAGCAGAGAAAGUACAGAAGAGGAAGGCGAAGGCGGAGCAGGCGGAGGAGCCGGAGGAGGAGCCUUGUCUUCAAGGAGGAGAACGUUUGAGAGCUUGUUGAACCUCAGCCCCUUGCGCAAUAUAGUUGGGGGCACCCUUGGCAGUGUCUCCGGUGGUGUCGCUGGAUCCGGACUGUCAUUGUUGGGAGGAACCCGGGCGGGCAGGAGAUUGCAAAGACGCGGCAG
Rhipicephalus sanguineus (brown dog tick) is the source of this 1385-nucleotide messenger RNA. RefSeq lists its product as uncharacterized. NCBI's taxonomy places the organism in Eukaryota, Metazoa, Arthropoda, Arachnida, Ixodida, Ixodidae. The record is from RefSeq and is a predicted model, not a curated record. The coding region runs from base 144 to 1004 and encodes 286 amino acids. The transcript has 9 exons.